UUUCGCAUUCUCCUUUCUUCUCCUCAAGCUCCCAUCUUCGAGAGAGAAAGAAAGAGAGAGAGAAGAACCCAAAAAAUAAAAAUAAAAAACCAAACCCAAAAACACCACCACCACCACCACCACCACCACCAUCACCAUUUGAAAUUUCAAUUUUGAUCCAAAACGAGGUCGUUUCGCUGUUAUUUAUACAAAAAGAAGAUACAGAGAGAAGAAGAGGAAGAAGAAGGAGGAGGAAGAGAUGUCAGAUGCGUAUUGCUCAGACUGUAAGCGGCAGACGGAGGUGGUGUUCGACCACUCGGCCGGCGACACCGUGUGUUCGGAGUGCGGGUUGGUGUUGGAGUCGCACUCGAUCGACGAGACCUCCGAGUGGAGGACUUUCGCAAACGAAUCGGGCGAUAACGACCCGGUUCGUGUCGGCGGGCCGACCAACCCGCUUUUGGCCGACGGAGGGCUCUCCACCGUCAUAGCCAAGCCCAACGGCGCCACCGGAGAGUUCCUCUCCUCCUCCCUCGGCCGAUGGCAGAAUCGCGGUUCCAACCCCGAUCGCGGCCUCAUUCUAGCGUUCAAAACGAUUGCCACUAUGUCCGAUAGGUUGGGCCUUGUUGCAACCAUUAAGGACCGGGCUAAUGAGAUAUAUAAGAGGGUGGAAGAUCAAAAGUCUAGUAGAGGAAGAAAUCAGGAUGCUCUAUUGGCUGCUUGUCUGUACAUUGCUUGUCGACAAGAAGACAAACCACGCACUGUAAAGGAAAUAUGCUCUGUCGCUAAUGGAGCCACAAAGAAGGAAAUUGGCCGAGCAAAAGAAUACAUUGUGAAACAACUGGGGUUGGAGAAUGGUCAGUCGGUGGAGAUGGGAACAAUACAUGCUGGGGACUUUAUGAGGCGGUUUUGUUCCAAUCUUGGUAUGAAUAAUCAAGCGGUUAAAGCUGCCCAGGAAGCUGUUACAAAAUCAGAAGAGUUUGAUAUAAGGAGGAGCCCUAUAUCAAUUGCAGCAGCAGUUAUUUAUAUUAUUACUCAGCUUUCGGAUGACAAGAAACCUCUCAAAGAUAUUUCAGUUGCCACUGGAGUUGCAGAAGGGACAAUAAGAAAUUCCUACAAGGAUCUUUAUCCUCAUGUAUCAAAGAUAAUACCAAGCUGGUAUGCUAAGGAGGAGGAUCUGAAGAGCCUUUGCAGCCCUUGAAUGUAGAGCAAACAUUAACGGGAAUAUUUAGUAACUUGAAGUUAAUUUGAGGCGUUUUUAUUUAUAUGUAUUUUAAACUCUUUACAUACAAACAAUGAAAAAGUCGUCUUCUUUCUUCUU
Messenger RNA from Quercus robur (English oak), 1297 nucleotides. Its product is annotated as transcription initiation factor IIB. Gene Ontology annotation, biological process: DNA-templated transcription initiation; transcription preinitiation complex assembly. Bases 239 to 1177 code for a protein of 312 amino acids. Gene Ontology annotation, cellular component: nucleus; transcription preinitiation complex. The record is from RefSeq and is a predicted model, not a curated record. Lineage: Eukaryota; Viridiplantae; Streptophyta; Magnoliopsida; Fagales; Fagaceae. The transcript is spliced from 7 exons. Gene Ontology annotation, molecular function: TBP-class protein binding.